AGAGACAAGUGAAAAAAAACCAUAGCACGCAGUGUAUCAUAAUUUUCUAGCCGUCCAAACAAUAAAAAGAUCUAUUUCACCAAUACAUCAUUUCUUUACUUACCGACAACGACUAUGUGCCCACAAAGACGCACAGUGAGAUGCCCACUUCUCCAUUAUUAAUCCUUAUUAAUUCCACUUUAAAUUUCUGCAAGAACCGUAGCCAUUUUUUCAUGUUUGAUAUUAGAAGCCUGCUGGGCAUGGAGUGGUUCUUCACAAGUUUCCCUAUGGUAUCAACCAUCUUCACAGUGUUGGCUUUGGUAGGGUUAUUAGUGGUCUAUCUGUAUGGGCCCUACUGGGGGGUUAGAAGGGUCCCUGGUCCUCCAACAAUCCCUUUCCUAGGCCACCUUCCCUUGAUGGCAAAGUAUGGUCCUGGUGUGUUUUCCAUCCUUGCCAAGCAAUAUGGUCCUAUUUUCAGGUUUCAUAUGGGAAGACAGCCACUGAUAAUUGUAGCAGAUCCAGAGCUAUGCAAAGAAGUUGGCAUAAAGAAAUUCAAAGACAUCCCUAAUAGAAGCAUUCCUUCUCCUAUCAAAUCUUCCCCUCUUCAUCAAAAGGGUCUCUUCUUCACCAGGGAUUCGAGAUGGUCCGCCAUGAGAAACACUAUUUUAUCUGUUUACCAGCCAUCCCACCUGGCCAGCCUAGUGCCCACCAUGCAAACUUACAUUGAUUCUGCAACUCAGAACUUCCAUGACGAAGAAGACAUCACUUUCUCUAACCUUUCCCUCAAAUUGGCAACGGAUGUAAUAGGCCAAGCAGCUUUUGGGGUUGAUUUUGGCCUCUCCAAACCACAAUCAUCUAACACUGAUUCAGUCAGGAACCUUGGUGAAAAUGUUGAAGUCUCUGACUUCAUCAGUCAACAUAUCUACUCCACCACACAGCUUAAGAUGGAUUUAACUGGUUCCUUUUCCAUCAUUAUAGGUUUGCUUCUCCCAACCCUGCAAGAACCUUUUAGGCAGAUUCUUAAGAGGAUUCCAGGCACUAUGGACUGGAAGGUAGAUAGGACUAACAGAAUACUGUCCAGCAAGCUUGAUGAGAUUGUGUCAAAGAGAAUGCAAGAAAAGAACAGAGGGUCCAAGGAUUUCUUGUCACAGAUAUUGAGUGCAAGAGAAUCCCAGCAAGAGUCGAAGAAUGUUUUUUCUCCAGAUUAUAUUAGUGCAGUUACUUAUGAGCAUCUUCUUGCUGGGUCAGCAACAACAGCAUUUACUCUAUCUUCGGUUGUCUAUCUUGUGGCUGGACAUCCAGAGGUGGCAAAGAAGUUGCUUGCUGAGAUUGAUGGUUUUGGACCACAUGAUCUGGUGCCAACUGCUCAUGAUCUCCAGAACAAAUUCCCCUACCUUGAUCAGGUGAUUAAAGAAGCUAUGAGAUUCUACAUUGUUUCCCCAUUAGUAGCGAGGGAAACAUCAAAAGAAGUGGAGAUAGGAGGCUAUCUUCUUCCAAAGGGAACUUGGGUUUGGUUAGCUCUUGGAGUUUUGGCAAAAGAUCCCAAGAAUUUUCCAGAGCCAGACAAAUUCAAGCCAGAAAGAUUUGAUCCUAAUUGCGAGGAAGAGAAACGGAGACAUCCUUAUGCUCUCAUACCUUUUGGAAUUGGCCCCCGAUCAUGUAUUGGCCAGAAAUUCUCCCUCCAAGAAAUAAAACUCUCGCUAAUACAUCUAUACCGGAAAUACACCUUUCAACAUUCCCCUAGCAUGGAAAAACCUUUGCAGCUUGAAUACGGUAUAGUUCUCAACUUCAAGCAUGGUGUAAAGCUUAGAGUCACCAUGAGAACUUAAAAUGGCUGUCAUUCAAUUUGCUCCUUGUAUUUGAGGCCAAAUAAAAAAUAAAAAAUAAAAACAGUUUGCUCCU
Molecule: messenger RNA, 1881 nt
Organism: Rubroshorea leprosula
Lineage: Eukaryota; Viridiplantae; Streptophyta; Magnoliopsida; Malvales; Dipterocarpaceae
Source: the annotation of a GenBank genome assembly